Messenger RNA from Adineta steineri, 1350 nucleotides. Lineage: Eukaryota; Metazoa; Rotifera; Eurotatoria; Adinetida; Adinetidae. The record is from the annotation of a GenBank genome assembly.
AUGGCCUUGCUAAAAAAAUCACCGAAUAAUACUAAUACAAGUUAUUUAUCAAGUAAUGAUAAAGUAAGACGUUAUUUACAAAAUUCAACAUGUGGUUCAACAAUUAAUUCAAUAACAAUGCUCACAAAACCAUCAACAAAUAAUUCAUUUACUUUUCAACGUCGUCUACGUUCAUGUUCAGAAAAUGAUUCGAUAUCAUCAUCUUCAUCAUCGUCAUCUGUUCUUGAUGAAUUUUCAAGAUCAAAUUCUAGUAUUCAAUCAAGUUUAUCAGAUCCAAUUGCACAUUCUAGUAUUACUAGUUCGAAUAUAUCUUCAGAAGAAGAUAUUGAUUUUAGUAUUGGAUUUGAUCAAAUAAGUGAUGAUGAUUUUGAUGAUGAUGAUAAUCAUUAUAUCUCAAAUAAAAAUAAUUCUGAUGCAGUAACAUUAUUAGGUGAAGCUGUAUUAGAUGCACGUCUUAAUGAAUUCGACGAAUUUAAUCGUCAAUCUUCUAAUUCAACGAUUGUAAAUGGUGUAUACUAUGUAAAUAAAGAUGAUACAAUCAAAGAUAACUGUACAAAACAACAAAGACGUGCUACUUUUCUUUAUGAUUCAACUAAUACAUUAUGUUCGGAAGAUUGCUUUUCAGUAUACGCAGAAAAUGAUAGUGGCGAUGAAGAAGAUGAACAUAUAAAUGGAAUUAAUAUACGUUCAAAUUCAUUUAGUAUUCUUCGAUUUGAUGCAAAAUCAACUCUUUUGCCGAAAGCGCCAAAGAAAGUAGUCCGAUUUGCCGAUAUGAUGGGUCUUGAUCUUGAAUCUGUUCGCUACAUGAGUCCACCAGAUCAAAUAGCAUCAACACUUAUUCCAGAAUGUGUUCGUCAUCAAUUUGGACAAUUACGUUUUGGAAAAAAUCUCGCAGAUGUUCCAAGUAUUAUUACAAGACGAGCAACAAUAUCUUCACCACCAUCAACACCCGUGAAACAAUAUAAUCUUCUAUCAAAAAAUUUUACCUCUAGGACAAAUAUAAUUCCAACAAUUUAUGAGAACAAAGUUUUACUUGAAUGUUUACAUACAAAAGAUUCUACAGCCUAUGGAACAAUUCGUGUUCAUAAUUGUGCAUUUGAUAAAAAUGUUUUUAUUCGUUUAUCUCAAGAUGAAUGGAACACAUCAAUUGAUAUUGAAGCACGACAUUCAAUGAAUUAUUCACAUGAUAAUACAGAUACAUUUACAUUUGAAAUAAAUCUACCGAAAUCUAAUAAUGAUAAACUUGAACCAAAAAGAUUUCUAUUUGCUGUUUGUUUACAAGCCAUGUGGCAAGAAUUCUGGGAUAAUAAUCAAGGAUGGAAUUAUGUAUUAGAUGUAUCUGAAAAGUAA